ACUUAAACUCACUGCCUGGAGGGAGAGAGGGAGGAGUCUGUCUUCACACAGAUAUAAGCCUUCUGAAUGAAAAUGAAAAUGAAAAUUGGAAUAUCAAAGACAAGAGCAGCACCAACAUUAGAUGUCAAAAGCCACUGAUGUGAUGAUGAGCACUGAAGUUUACCAGCAGCAGUAUGACGUCUCCCAGUUCCUGAAGAUCAAGCCAAUGGCUUUGGGGAUAUUGGAAAUCUUGAUAGGUUUAUUAGGACUUGGUUUGACAAUCUGGAAUGAUAGGCCUUUUCUUCUCUGGUCACCAAUUGUUUUCAUUAUAAUUGGAGCUCUAACAUUCUCGGCUGCACACACAUGUAAACCACGUCUGGUAAAAUACUCCCAAAUACUCAGCUAUAUCAAUUUUGCAGUAGCUGCUUUCUCCCUACGCUCUCACUUUUAUAUCACUUGGGGUGUGUCCUGCUUUCUCCUAAUGUCAUGUGAUAUUCUGAUCUCAAUCUUCUCUCUUGCUGUUGCCGCAACCUUCUGUCCCUGUUGUUGCAAACCAAAGCCAAGACCUGUCACGGUCAGUUAUAUGAAUACAGAUUUGCCCGUCAACCAUAUUGUGCUGAUGGGCCAGCCGGACUCUUCUGCAAUGGCACAUCCUGGUACUUCAGUCCUGUACAUGAUGCCAACAGCAGAUGGCCAAGUCUCACCUGCACUUAUGCCAAUGUGGGGUCCAUUUUCCAAUGCACCUCCACCAAACUACAGUCCAGUACCAAUUACACCUCCACCAACCUACGACCAAGUCACAGCUGCACUUCUACUAAACAACAGUCCAGUCCCAAGGGCGCCUCCACCAGCAUACGAGUAUGAAGAUUUACAGGCCAGAAGAUGAACUAGAUCUCCGACACAAAUGGGGAAAUUGGACGUUUACACUAUUUAUGGCAUUGAAAUAUGGUGAAUGGAAAAAGGUUUGUGAAUCAUUUGUAAAUAAUUGUAAUAUUACAAAAAUGUAU
Molecule: messenger RNA, 986 nt
Organism: Rhinichthys klamathensis goyatoka
Lineage: Eukaryota; Metazoa; Chordata; Actinopteri; Cypriniformes; Leuciscidae
Exons: 8
Coding region: 122-865 (247 amino acids)
Source: RefSeq, a predicted model, not a curated record